AUGGGAACUCUGCUUUUGUUCCUCCUCGCCUUCUCUUUCUCCUUCUUCUCCACCUUCUCUUUCUCACCUUUCUCCCCCGUCGACAACCAUCUCAUCAAUUGCGGCUCCUCCCUCGACGCCGCCGUUGAUGCCCGCCGUUUCGUCUCCGAUUUCCACUACUCCAAUCCCGGCACUCCGCUCCAAUCCUCCGCUCUCACGACGGCGCUGUGCAACGGAUCCCCCGGAUCCAACUCGCCCCAAAUCUAUCACACGGCUCGGGUUUUCAGGAAACCCUCCAGAUACGCGGUCGAGAUCAAGGAGCCCGGAACUCACAUGGCCCGAUUCCACGUCCUGGUUGACAAUUAUGUUGCACUGAGCAACUUCACUGUAUCAGACACUCUGGUGAAGGAGUAUUUGGUCUGGGUUAGUCAGAACAAGCUUGUUAUCACGAUUGUUCCAACCCAGAAGGGUAAAUUAGGGUUCGUAAACGGAAUUGAGGUACUUUCUGCGCCUAAGGAUCUGAUUCCGGAUACGGCUACCCUUGUGAGGGAUGGCGAGGAGAAGAGAGAGAGCUAUGGGGAAUUGAACUACUCCGAAUAG
Messenger RNA from Linum trigynum, 579 nucleotides. Lineage: Eukaryota; Viridiplantae; Streptophyta; Magnoliopsida; Malpighiales; Linaceae. The record is from the annotation of a GenBank genome assembly.